Molecule: messenger RNA, 1507 nt
Organism: Pipra filicauda (Wire-tailed manakin)
Lineage: Eukaryota; Metazoa; Chordata; Aves; Passeriformes; Pipridae
Gene: CISD3
Product: CDGSH iron sulfur domain 3
Exons: 3
Coding region: 251-613 (120 amino acids)
Cellular component (GO): intracellular membrane-bounded organelle
Molecular function (GO): 2 iron, 2 sulfur cluster binding
Source: RefSeq, a predicted model, not a curated record
GCAUCACCGGCAGCAUCACCGGCAGCAGCCGCGGAUCCGCGCCCGGUGGAACGUUCCCGCACCGAGCCCGGCGCUCCCGCCGAGCCCGCCCGGCCCGAACCUUCCGGCGACGCGGGAGGAGGAGCCGCCGGGGGAGGUGACCGGGACCGGAGUGGGGUGAGCCCGGAAAGGCGACCGGGGCAGGGGUGCGGUGAGCCCGGCAAGGUGACCGGGACAGGGGUGCGGUGAGCCCGGCAAGGUGACCGGCACCAUGCUCCGGCUCGGCUCGGCCACGCUCGGGGCUCUGCUGGGAGCGCUCCGGGGCCGGGCCCCCUUCUUCUUCCGCUCCGCCACCCCCCCGCAGCCCGCGAUCGCCGCCAAGGAGCCCUUCCCGGUGGAGCUGAAGGCGGGCAAGAAGUACGCGUGGUGCUCGUGCGGGCACAGCAAGCGCCAGCCCUUCUGUGACGGCUCCCACAUGAAGGCGGCCCCGGGGAUGUCCCCGCUGCGCUUCACCCCCCAGGAGGACGGGCCCGCCUGGCUCUGCGGCUGCAAACGCACCCAAAACCCCCCGUACUGCGACGGCACCCACAACGGGGAGGAGGUGCAGGGGGCCCCCCUGCCCCCCCAGCCCUGACGUGGAGCCCACGGGAGCUCGGGACCACCGGGAUGCACUCGGGACCACCGGGAUGUGCAUCCCACUGGAGGGCACGGAGGGAGGGGGGAGAUGCUGAGCCCCCACCCCGAUUAAAUCUGAAUUACUGAGGAGCUGCAGCGAACCAGCAGCAGCUGGGAAAGAAGGAAUCCUGUGGACAGUGGGGUUUUUCAGGAGCGGUUUUGCGCUGCCAGAGCUGUGGGUGCCCGUCAGGAUGCGGGAUGGAGGGGCCUGUGGGAUUUGGGAUGGAGGGGCCUGUGGGAUCUGGGGAGGAGGGAUCUCUUAUGGAGGGACCUGUGUGAUUUGGGAUGGUCAGACCUGUGGGGUUUGGGAUGGAGGGACCCAUGGGAUUUCUUAUGGAGGGACCUGUGUGAUUUGGGAUGGUCAGACCCGUGGGGUUUGGGAUAGAGGGACCCAUGGGAUUUCUUAUGGAGGGACCUGUGUGAUUUGGGAUGGUCAGACCCGUGGGGUUUGGGAUGGAAGGACCCACGGGAUUUGGGAUGGAGGGACGCAUGGGAUGCAGGCCAGAGGGACUUUUGGGAUUGGGGAUGGAGGGACCUGUGGAAUUUGGGAUGGAAUGGCUUGUGGCAUGCAGGACAAAGAAACCUGUGUGAUUUGGGACAGAGGGACCUGCAGGAUGCAGGGCAGAAGGACCUGUGGGAUUUGGGACAGAGGGACCCACAGGGUUUGGGACGGAAGGACCGGUGGGAUUUGGGACGGAGGCACCAGGAGCUGCCCCUGUGCAGGCGGGAAGGACAGUCUGCAGCAUUUAUUACAUUUACAAAGCUGUAUCCAUACAAAUGUGUAACCAAGAACAAUACCUGGACACCGGGCUAUCUUACAGGACAUUAAAACGCCGUACAGGAUGCAAACACA